AAUUCCAAUUAGAGGCACAUACAUGGGAUUGGCCCAACUACUAACAACGGAUCGUCCUCCAUCAGUAACUGCUCGGUUGAUCCACAGGUCUCUCUUUCCGGUCACAAGUUCCGAACGCAACAACGUUCAGUGGGGCACACGUCUUAACCACAAUUAGAAACCAACCUCAGGUUAAUUAACCGGGGUUAGUUUCGCCUCAUCCCAGAGCCAGUGUUUAGCUCACCUAGAUCUGCUUUAAAACUAGGGUUUCGAAAAGCGGAUAAUUUUGUCGAUUUUAUUGAUAAUUCUUUGAAUUUUUGGCGUGAAUUGUAAGAAUCUUUGUUCUGUGUUAUCAUCGAUCCGUCUCUGUGGAAAUUUCACAAAUGGAGACGCAGAGGAUUAUUGAAUUACCUCACAAGAAUAUGGAUAAACGCCCCAGGAAGAGACCUCGAUUGACAUGGGACAUGCCCCCUUCUGUUCACCCACCUCCCAAGAUACUUCCAUCAAUAUAUUGCGGACAGGAGUUUACAAGUGGGGCUGUCCCCAACUUUACUUAUUCUUCCUUAUAUUACAAAGGAGUACCCCACAAUGGAUCUCCUCCUUGGAGACCUGACGACAAGAAUGGCCAUUACAUCUUUGCUAUUGGAGAAAAUUUAAGUCCCCGUUAUCGCAUUCUGAACAAAAUCGGUGAAGGGACUUUUGGGCAAGUCUUGGAAUGUUUGGACAACGAUACGAAAGAACUCGUGGCAAUUAAAAUUGUGCGUUCAAUACUCAAGUAUCGUGAAGCUGCCAUGAUUGAAAUUGAUGUCCUACAGAAGCUUGCCAGGCAUGAUGUUGGUGGCACCCGUUGUGUGCAAAUACGGAAUUGGUUUGACUAUCGUAAUCAUAUUUGUAUUGUAUUUGAGAAGCUUGGACCAAGCUUAUACGAUUUUCUCCGCAAAAACAGCUAUCGUUCAUUUCCCAUUGAUCUUGUUCGGGAGUUUGGCAGACAACUUUUGGAGUCUGUGGCAUUUAUGCAUGAUUUACGCUUAAUUCACACUGAUCUGAAACCAGAAAAUAUUCUUCUUCUUUCAUCAGAAUAUGUCAAAGUGCCAGAUUAUAAGCUUCUGUCACGAUCCACUAAAGAGGGUUCCUAUUUCAAGAAUUUACCAAAGUCGAGUGAUAUCAAGCUCAUUGAUUUUGGGAGCACUACAUUUGAACAUCAAGACCACAGCUAUGUGGUGUCAACACGACAUUAUCGUGCGCCAGAAGUUAUUUUGGGUCUCGGAUGGAACUAUCCUUGUGAUUUAUGGAGUGUAGGUUGCAUACUUGUUGAACUUUGUUCUGGUGAGGCCCUCUUCCAAACCCAUGAGAACUUGGAACAUCUUGCCAUGAUGGAGAGGGUGUUAGGGCCGCUGCCCCAACAUAUGAUUAUUAGAGCUGACCAUCGCGCUGAGAAAUAUUUCAAGAGGGGUGCACGGUUGGAUUGGCCGGGGGGCGCAACCUCGAGAGAAAGUAUGAGGGCAGUUUGGAAAUUACCCCGUCUUCAGAACCUGGUGAUACAGCACGUCGAUCACUCUGGUGGCGAUCUGAUUGAUCUCUUACAAGGGCUUCUUCGUUAUGACCCAGCAGAACGACUCAAAGCAAGGGAAGCCCUAAGACAUCCUUUCUUCGCAAGAGAUAUGAGAAGGGAUAGUCCUUAAUUAGAGAGUGAAAAUUACUAGUCUAGAGGCUGAAAGAUGAAGAAAUUGCAGUCCAAGAUCCGCAGUAGAUUCGGUAUUUUAUGUACUCGUUGAAUUUUUUUUUAAUUUUGUGUGUGUGUGUGUGUGUGUGUGUGUGUGUGUGUGUGUGUGUGUGUGUGUGAGGAAGUGGAGCUAACCCUUUGUUGUAUCUCACUAUACAUUCUUCCCAUGCUUGUUCAAGUUGAUCUAUGACCAUCAUUGCUUAUCAAAGUUAGCCAUGUAGUUUCUGAAGUUAUAUUUUAUACUCUGAAGUAAAAAUGUCUGAUUAGAUGUCCAUUAAACUCCAACUGACUUGAAAUUUUGCAAGCAUAAUGGCCAUUGAAGGAACAAUUAAUCCAAUGGUGAGUUUGGCUGGAUCUAAAUACUACACAAAAUUAUUGAGAAAUGUAAGAAAAAUAAAGAGAUCUAUUUACGCAUAAAGAAGUUCUCAACUAUUUAUUCUUACGUUCCUCUGUAGUUGUAUUAGAUUGAACUCUUGCACAAUUCACUGUCAAAUCCUCUUGGGUGCAAACAAUUCCUUGAGAAGGGCUGGAGGGCGUGUGAGUAUCAAUUAGGAAAACAAAUGCACAUUGUGCAUUUGACAUCUUCCAUCAACUAGUUGGAGUCUGGUGUAAUGACGUUGUGAAACUAAUAAACAAUUUCUAUACUAAACCCCUAGUAAGAAUUUAUGUACUGACCCUCAUUUGCGUGUUUUGUUUGUUUUGCUAGUUGCACACUGCUUUUGUGACCUUUUGGUUGUAUAAUCUACAAGUUUGAUGAAUUAAAUGUAGGAAAAAAUGACUGUGUUGCAUCAACGCUUUAAAUGGCCCACGUUAUUUUUUUUGGUUGUAUCAUGUUACCAUAUAACUAAACCAUAGGUCACACUUUGAAUCAAAUAUUACUCGUGAAAUUUUCCCCGUUGAUUUAUAAAUUUGAACUACUUUGGAUCCCAUGUUUAAGACAUCAAAUUCGUAGCAGAGAUGUGCUUCUACUUGUACAUAGAUAUGAGAUAGUGAAGCCAUGAUGCAAAUGUCAUUCUAUAUACUUCCAAAAAAUUGAUUCUCUGUAUGUGUGUGAGUGAAAAAGGGAGAGAGAGUGAGACUUGCUAAUGAUGUUUAAGUCUCAUAUUACUUGAAUUUGUCCUUCUAUUUACUUCCCAAAAAAAUUUAUUCUCAGUGCAUGCGCGUACGCAUGUGUGUGUGUGUGUGUGUGUGUGAGAGAGAGAGAGAGAGAGAGACUUGCAACUGAUGUUUAAGUGUCGUAUUGUUUGAGUUUGAUUCUUUCUUCUUCUUCUUGUUUUUCUCCUCCCUCCCUCGUUUUCUCUGAUAGUAUUGUUUUCUGAGUAACAAUCAUGUAAAAUAUGGUUUGAAAUUUUUUUAAAUAUAAUUAUGCUUUAUAUAGUCAAUUUUUUUCCCCGUAUUUACUGUUUUCAGAAUAUGAAAUUAAAUAAAUUAUUGAUGCACUAAUAAGAGCAAGCAGAAACUAUCUAAAA
This is a messenger RNA of Cornus florida, 3171 nucleotides long. RefSeq names its product serine/threonine-protein kinase AFC1. Lineage: Eukaryota; Viridiplantae; Streptophyta; Magnoliopsida; Cornales; Cornaceae. The record is from RefSeq and is a predicted model, not a curated record. Gene Ontology annotation, biological process: protein phosphorylation. Gene Ontology annotation, cellular component: nucleus. Gene Ontology annotation, molecular function: protein kinase activity; ATP binding. The coding region runs from base 363 to 1661 and encodes 432 amino acids. The transcript has 13 exons.